This is a messenger RNA of Dermatophagoides farinae (American house dust mite), 1444 nucleotides long. The record is from RefSeq and is a predicted model, not a curated record. NCBI's taxonomy places the organism in Eukaryota, Metazoa, Arthropoda, Arachnida, Sarcoptiformes, Pyroglyphidae.
UCAAUCUUCUUCUUACGUUGUGGUCAAUUACAUUCUUUAGUUCCAUUUAUAUCUGUUUAAUUCUGUGGGUGUUCCUGAACAUUUUAGUAUCCUAAAAGCUAUUGUUCCAUAAUAUCAACUUCUUUAAGAAGUCUUUAUUGAAAAGCUUUGUUUACGCUUUUGCUCACAGGGUGUGAGUAUAAGCAUGUCCAAGAAAAGGAAGAAUAAUAAUACCAACAAAACUGUAGCUUCGGAUUCUGAAUCUGAUAGCCGUCCAGUCAAAAUAAUCAAAAGUACCGAUGAGAUCAUGGACCAGAUCAUCGAUGAUCCAGAUAAAAUUUACGAUCUCAAUUUUGUGGAAAGUUUUGAUAUCAUUCAUAAAUGUUGUAAUCUUCAAGACAAAAGAUCUCUUGCAAAAUAUUCCGAUGUUAUUGAAACAGCUGCUGAAAACAUGAAGUUAUUGUACAAUGAAUUAUUAUCUAAAGUUGAAAACUACGAUGUUGAAACUAAAAAUAUUUUGAUUGAAAUAAAAAACAAAUUGAAUUCUCCUACUCCAUACAACGUAGUUGCUGCCAAACAAUCAAUGCAUUCAUCUAUAAAUGUAAAAACUAAAUCAAGUGAAUUGGCCUUAUUUAUCAAAGCUAAACCGGGGGUCGCCAAUUGUGAUAUAAAUUCCAAAGUUAAUCAAACAUUGUCUGAUGUGAGAAAAAACAAGCCUCAUUUAAAGAUUAAUAAAAUCAUUCGCAAUGCGAAGGGCAACAUAAUCAAAAUCCCCAACACGAAUGAUUUGGACACAUUAAUUGAUUACUUUAAAAAACAAGAUCAAAUCAAUCAAAUUGCCGAUGUUUAUGUUCCAAAACCUCUUGAUCCAACUAUUGUUUUGAAAAAAGUUAGCAAAUUUACAAGACAAGAAGAUAUUCCCAAUGUUUUGGCAAAUGUCAAUGAACAACUUAAAGAUAUGCAAUCGGAAAUAAAAGUUUUAUUCGAAUACAGAUCUAAUUUGCAUUUCCGUGAUAUUGUCCUUAGAGUUUCACCAAAAGUUUUUGAUUCAAUCUCUAAUCUUGAUUAUCUCUACACAGAUCUCGAAGCAAUUCAUUUCCAACAUCGAGUGUUUGUUCGUCAAUGUAAAUAUUGUUUCCAAUUUAAUUCCCACAAAUCAACUGAUUGUCCACGUAAGAAUAUCCCAAUCUGUGCAGAUUGUGGCAUGGAAGGAGCACACCAAUGUUCAAAGGUUAAUAAAUGUGCUAAUUGUGUCAACUUUUUCAAGAACAAUGCACAACAAUCAUUGCUGUGUCACAGACCUAAUCAUGAGGCUUGUCCCCUAUACAAAAAACAAAUUGAACGUGUCAUACAAAUAACUGCUUUCAAACCAGUAAAUGUGCCUGCUAGUCAUUCAUUGACCACCAUGAUCGAAGUUGCAACCAAUCAACCUUCCUCUUCCGUUAAUAAUGUUCUACAAAAUUAA